Molecule: messenger RNA, 2395 nt
Organism: Eutrema salsugineum
Lineage: Eukaryota; Viridiplantae; Streptophyta; Magnoliopsida; Brassicales; Brassicaceae
Product: polyadenylate-binding protein 4
Exons: 9
Coding region: 198-2156 (652 amino acids)
Cellular component (GO): ribonucleoprotein complex
Molecular function (GO): RNA binding
Source: RefSeq, a predicted model, not a curated record
UGACCAACUAUAUAAACUCAGCUUUUCUCCAUCACUAUCCGCUGCGGUAUCGCCGUGCUGCCCACAAAUCUCCGACUUCGUCUUCGCCAUCGUCGUCGUCCUAAUUUAUCUCUAAUUAUCCCUUAAAAACCCAAAAAAACAAAAAAAAAGCCUCCUUUUUCUCUUUGUUUCCUUCUCUUCAAUCCCUUAUCAGAAAAAUGGCGCAGGUUCAGGCUCAGGCUCAGGCCAAUUCCUCACAUUCAUCUCCGGUUACUGUCGGAGAAGGGACAGUGGCUUCUGGCGGCAGCGACGGAGUGAAUCACGGUGCUAUGUGUUCGCUCUACGUCGGAGAUCUGGAUUUCACUGUGACUGAUUCUCAGCUCUAUGACUAUUUCACCGAUGUUUGUCAGGUCGUAUCUGUUCGUGUUUGCCGUGACGCAGCCACCAAUACUUCUCUUGGAUAUGGUUAUGUCAACUACAGCAAUAGCGAAGAUGCGGAAAAGGCAUUGAAUAAGUUGAACUACACUACUCUCAAUGGGAAGAUGAUUCGGAUUACUUACUCUUCUCGUGACUCUUCUGCUCGUAGAAGUGGGAUUGGAAACUUAUUUGUUAAGAAUUUGGACAAGUCAGUUGACAACAAGACUCUGCACGAGACGUUUUCAGUGUGUGGAAGUAUUGUGUCCUGUAAGGUUGCUACUGAUCACAUGGGUCAGUCCAAGGGGUAUGGUUUUGUGCAGUUUGAGAGUGAGGAUUCAGCUAAAAACGCUAUUGAGAAGCUGAAUGGGAAAAUGCUGAAUGACAAGCAGAUUUUUGUUGGACCUUUUCUCCGGAAGGAGGAAAGAGAGUCUGCUGCUGAUAAGAUGAAGUUUACCAAUGUUUACGUGAAGAAUCUGUCGGAAACCACAACGGAUGAUGAGCUGAAGACGACUUUUGGUCAGUAUGGUAAUAUUUCAAGCGCUGUGGUUAUGAGGGAUGGAGAUGGGAGAUCCAGGUGUUUUGGAUUUGUCAACUUUGAGAAUGCUGAAGAUGCAGCACGUGCUGUUGAGGCCCUCAACGGGAAGAAGUUUGAUGAUAAGGAGUGGUAUGUAGGUAAAGCUCAGAAGAAAUCCGAGAGGGAACUUGAGUUGAGCAGAAGAUAUGAGCAAGGCUCAAGGGAGACAGGAAACAAGUUUGACGGUUUGAAUUUGUAUGUUAAGAAUCUUGAUGAUACUGUCACUGAUGAAAAGUUGCGCGAGCUGUUUGCCGAGUUUGGUACAAUUACUUCCUGCAAGGUUAUGCGAGACCCUAGUGGUACUAGCAAAGGAUCAGGAUUUGUUGCCUUCUCAGCUGCCAGUGAAGCAUCUAGAGUGCUGAACGAAAUGAAUGGUAAAAUGGUUGGUGGCAAACCGUUGUAUGUUGCUCUUGCACAGAGGAAGGAAGAAAGAAGGGCUAAGCUGCAGGCACAGUUUUCCCAAAUGAGACCUGCCUUUAUUCCCGGUAUGGGUCCUCGUAUGCCAAUAUUCCCAGGUGGUGGUCCAGGUAUUGGCCAACAGAUUUUUUACGGUCAAGGGCCUCCACCAAUCAUCCCUCACCAGGCUGGAUUUGGAUAUCAGCCUCAGAUGGUUCCUGGAAUGAGGCCAGGCUUUUACGGCCCGAUGAUGCAGCCAGGUCAGCAAGGUCCACGACCAGGUGGCAGACGGUCAGGUGAUGGACCCAUGCGCCAUCAGCCUCAGCAACCAAUGUCCUUUAUGCAGCCACAGAUGAUGCCAAGAGGACCUGGGUACCGUUACCCUCCUGGUAGAAACAUGCAGGACGGCUCAAUGCCCGGAGGAAUGGUUCCAGUUGCUUAUGACAUGAAUGGAAUGCCUUUUCCUCAGCCUAUGCCCGCUGGUGCAUUGGCUUCUUCCCUUGCUCAAGCCUCACCUGCUCAGCAGAGAACACUUCUAGGUGAGAAUCUAUACCCAUUAGUGGAUCAGAUAGAGCACGAGAACGCUGCCAAAGUGACCGGUAUGCUUCUGGAGAUGGAUCAGACUGAAGUUUUGCAUCUGCUCGAGUCACCGGAGGCUCUAAAUGCUAAAGUUUCAGAAGCAUUGGAUGUGUUGAGAAACGUGAACCAGCAGCAAUCGCAGGUGAGUGAAGGCAAGAGUGGAAGCCCAAGUGAUCUCUUGGCUUCUCUUACCAUUAAUGAUCACUUAUGAGAAGCUUUUUGUCGGAGUUUUACUUUUAACUCUCUCCCUCUCUCUCUCUCUCUCUCUCUCUCUCUCUUGAUUGACAAAAUUUUUGCGGGAAUUGAUUUUGCCUUUUAGACUUUUUUGCUCGAUAUGAUUGUUUCUGUUUUGACUUGACUUGAAAGUAUGGUUUUAUUUUUGUUGGAUAAUCUCUACCUUUGCGAAUUUGCGACUGGUGAAAGUCUUUAAUGAUUGGGGUUUUAUUUAUC